This is a messenger RNA of Sinocyclocheilus grahami, 918 nucleotides long. RefSeq names its product DNA replication ATP-dependent helicase/nuclease DNA2-like. Gene Ontology annotation, biological process: replication fork reversal. The record is from RefSeq and is a predicted model, not a curated record. The transcript is spliced from 5 exons. Gene Ontology annotation, cellular component: cytoplasm. Gene Ontology annotation, molecular function: 5'-flap endonuclease activity. NCBI's taxonomy places the organism in Eukaryota, Metazoa, Chordata, Actinopteri, Cypriniformes, Cyprinidae. Bases 5 to 679 code for a protein of 224 amino acids.
GAUCAUGUCCCUGAGCAAUGCUCUGAUGUAUGAGGGCCGACUGGAGUGUGGCUCUGAGAGGACGGCGAGCGCAGUGCUGCAGCUGCCCGGUAGAGCUCAGGUUGAGAAGGAGCUGGACCUGUUUGGGUGUCAGCCGCAGUAUAGCACUUGGGUCCAGGCUGCGCUGGAGCCCAAUAGUCCUGUCUGUUUCCUGGACAUGUCUGAGGUUCCCGCCCCUGAGACGGUGGAAAAAAAUGGCAUCAGUAACCACACGGAAGCUAUAUUGGUACAAGCCCUUGUCACUUUGCUGCUCAAGGCUGGAUGUAGAGCAUCUGAUAUUGGGGUCAUUGCUCCAUAUCGACAACAGCUAAAAGCCAUCUCCAGUCUGCUCCAGGGAGACGCCUUUAAAGCUCUGGAAGUCAACACUGUGGACAAAUACCAAGGACGUGACAAGAGCGUCAUCAUUGUGUCCUUUGUUCGAAGCAACCCUGAAGGCAAUCUGGGUGAGUUGCUUCAAGACUGGCGCAGGCUGAAUGUGGCCAUCACUAGAGCCAAACACAAGCUCCUCAUGCUGGGCUCAGCAUCCACCCUUCGCCGGUACGCACCGCUAGAGAAACUUCUCUGCCACCUUCAACAGGAAGAUAUGAUCUUCCAGCUGCCUGCUGCUGCCCAUGAGGCACUACCCGGAAUCCACUUGUGAUAAAAAACAAAAACCUCUUCUGAUCCAUAUAGUGUACGUCAAUAUAGUGCUGUGAAACUUUUACUCGAAGAACAUUUAAGUGAAAUGGUAUACAUAAGCUUCAGAUGACUAUAGACGGUUUUAAUAAUAGAUGCGAAGUUUAAUAAUAAAUCACUGCUGACAGGCCCUAGUACAUAAUUACACUCAUGAGUUUCUUUACUCAAUUCCUACCUCAUGUUGCAUAUUUUUUUAAUUCAUUA